[Candida] anglica is the source of this 1354-nucleotide messenger RNA. The record is from the annotation of a GenBank genome assembly. NCBI's taxonomy places the organism in Eukaryota, Fungi, Ascomycota, Pichiomycetes, Serinales, Debaryomycetaceae.
AUGUUUUACCACUAAGAAUAAAAUAUGUUAUGAAUACGGAUAGCAAAAUAGAGAAGUUAUCUCUCAUAUAUCCUUCUAUAGAGAAAUCUACACUUUUAGAGCUUUUAUUGGCAUGUAAUGGAUCCCAAAAAGGGACAGAGAAUCUCAUCAAUGAGUCUUUGCCACCAUCCCAACAACCCAAAAGAAGAAAAGCAGAGGGUCCAUUAUAUCAGUCAUCAUUAAGUAGUAUCAUUCUGAGCGAUAAUGACCAACAGAAUUCAGUCAAAAGACGUCACUUGAAUUCUGAUUAUGCAACUACAAAGACAAUGAAGCGAACCUCUUCGCGGGCAUUACUUUUGUACCAACCAGAAGAUGUCAAACGACACCUUCAUCCAUACGUGUCUUUACAUAGGCCUUUCCUCUCACCAGAUCUAUCCAAUAGACUACUUCAACAUCUAUGUAAAAAUAUUAAACCGCAAUUAAAAGCCAACGAAUUCUACCUAUUCGGGCAGUUGUGCAAGUCAGAACACGAACUGGGGAUGUUUUCUAGAAGUAAUGACCCAGAGGCUGAGAAUUUGAUUUAUAAUGGGAAAAAUGUAUCUACCAAGACUUAUACAGAUAUUUUGGAGGAAGUGUCCAAAGUUGCUGAAGAUUUCAUUAAUGAAAAGAUAAUUCCUCAACAGAACCAGGUACUUCCAUUCCAACAAGUAGACUCUAAAAGAGAAUGGAAAGCUGAAAAAUGCGUCAUAAAUUAUUAUAAAAAUUCUGCGAAUCAUUUAGAUUGGCAUUCAGACAGAUUAAAUCAUAUGGGACCACAUAAUUAUAUUGUUUCAAUAUCAGUUGGAGCAACAAGAGAAUUCAGAGUUCGAAGAAAUUAUGAUAAUAUUGAAGACUCCAAGAAUCCUUCACCUAUAUACUCAAUUGUGGUCCCCCACAACAGUGUACUUAUUAUGCAUCCAGGAUGCCAAGAAGAGUACAAGCAUUGUGUAAACACCAUGUCUGGACCGUUAGAAGUGCACAAUAUAUCUGGAACGGGACGUUUUAAUUUAACCUUCCGGUAUUUCCCACUGUAUUAUACCAAGAAUGUUCCUAAAUGUAAAUGUAAUAUGAAUAUGAGUCUUCGGAGAGCAUACAAGGAUGUACGAACUCGUGGAAAAUACUUUUGGACAUGCGAAGGUAAAUACCAAGAGAAGGACUGUGGUGCAUUUCACUGGGCAGAUUUUACAAAUAUUUCUGGUAAUUAUAUCAGUGAAAAUGAAGCUGAUUCCUCGGAGUGGAUUGCAGAUGAUGAUUAUACGAAACAAAAUUAUGGCAUUGAAGACAAACAUACAUAAGAUAAUAUUUUUUCGUGAAAAUUAUUGAACUACAAAAUAAC